AUGGCAUCCAUUAUUCGCUCACUACGACCUUUGUCGCGUACUCCAGUCCGCCUGGCGGGCAGACGACUAGCUCCCAGCCGCCCUAUCCAGAGUGCCUAUGCCUUCUCGACCACCCCGCGUCGACGGGACGACUCCGAGCUCACGCCCACCCCGAUCACCCACUUGUCCGACACCGAAGCCAUGAUGUCCGAGAUGGUCUCGAAAUUCGCGCAGGAGCAAAUCGGCCCCAAGGUGCGCGAUAUGGACGAGGCCGAGACCAUGGAUACCAAGAUCGUCGAACAACUUUUCGAGCAGGGAAUCAUGGGCAUCGAGGUGCCGGAGGAGUUUGGCGGGGCGGGCAUGAACUUCACCGCGGCCAUUGUCGCCAUUGAGGAGCUGGCCCGCGUCGACCCCAGUGUGAGUGUGCUGGCGGAUGUGCACAACACCCUGGUCAACACGGCGAUAAUGAAGUACGGUGACGCGCAGGCCCACCGCACGUGGCUCCCCAAGCUCACCACCGGCACGGUCGGCUCCUUCUGUCUGUCCGAGCCGGCGUCCGGCUCGGAUGCCUUUGCCCUCCAGACCAAGGCGGAGAAGACCGCCGACGGAUACAAGAUCAAUGGAUCGAAGAUGUGGAUCACCAACUCGAUGGAGGCCGGCAUCUUCAUCGUGUUCGCCAACAUCGACCCCAGCAAGGGCUACAAGGGCAUCACGGCCUUCAUUGUGGAGAAGGAUACCCCUGGCUUCUCGAUCGCGAAGAAGGAGAAGAAGCUUGGCAUUCGCGCCAGCAGCACGUGUGUGCUGAACUUUGACGACUGCGUCAUCCCCAAGAGCAACUUGCUCGGCGAGGAGGGCCAAGGCUACAAGUACGCGAUCAGUGUCCUGAACGAGGGCCGUAUUGGUAUUGCUGCCCAGAUGACCGGUCUGGCUCUUGGCGCUUGGGAGAACGCUGCCCGAUACGUGUGGAACGACCGUCGCCAGUUCGGCGAGCUCAUUGGUAACUUCCAGGGCAUGCAGCACCAGAUUGCGCAGGCGUAUACCGAGAUCGCAGCCGCCCGCGCUUUGGUGUACAAUGCCGCCCGCAAGAAGGAGGCUGGCCAGGACUUUGUGCAAGACGCUGCCAUGGCCAAGCUUUACGCCUCCCAGGUGGCCGGCCGUGUCUCCAGCUCUGCGGUUGAGUGGAUGGGUGGCAUGGGCUUUGUCCGGGAGGGCAUCGCCGAGAAGAUGUUCCGCGACAGCAAGAUCGGUGCGAUCUACGAGGGAACCAGCAACAUCCAGCUGACGACUAUCGCCAAGCUUCUCCAGAAGCAAUACACACAAUAG
Molecule: messenger RNA, 1302 nt
Organism: Penicillium olsonii
Lineage: Eukaryota; Fungi; Ascomycota; Eurotiomycetes; Eurotiales; Aspergillaceae
Source: the annotation of a GenBank genome assembly